This is a messenger RNA of Merops nubicus (carmine bee-eater), 3077 nucleotides long. RefSeq names its product caspase recruitment domain family, member 10 (gene CARD10). The transcript is spliced from 20 exons. Gene Ontology annotation, molecular function: protein binding. Gene Ontology annotation, biological process: regulation of apoptotic process. The annotation marks the transcript as partial. The record is from RefSeq and is a predicted model, not a curated record. Lineage: Eukaryota; Metazoa; Chordata; Aves; Coraciiformes; Meropidae.
CCCUGGAGAAUGCUUCUCUGCAAGCCUCCAGCCUCUCGGAGCAGGAGGAGGAGGAAGAAGACAUGGUCUGGGAGAGGAUUGAGAGCGCACGGCACCAGCUGACCCGCUCCCUGAACCCCGCCAAGCUCACCCCCUACCUGCGCCAGUGCCGCGUGAUAGACGAGCAGGAUGAGGAGGAGGUGCUCAAUUCCUGCAGAUUCCCUUGCAAAAGCAACCAGACAGGUUACCUGAUGGACAUCCUCCGGCGCCGUGGGAAACGAGGCUGUGAAGCCUUCCUGGAGUCUUUAGAGUUCUACUACCCAGAGCAGUACACACGGCUGACAGGGAAGGAGCCAGCCCAGCGCUGCUCGAUGAUCCUAGAUGAGGAAGGCCCUGAGGGACUAACUCAGUUCCUGAUGAUGGAGGUGAAGAAGGUGAGGGCUCAGCGGAAAGAACACCUGCUGAAGGAACACCAGCUCCAGGUGAAAAACCAGGCGCUGGAGCAAGAGCAGGCUCGGCUGGAGCAGCAGCUGCAGGAGCUCCUGAAGGUGCAGGAACGUUACCAGAGGCUGAGAGAGGAGUGGGACUCCAACAGCGUGGAGCUGCUGAGGCUGAAGGAUGAGAACUACAUGAUGGCCAUGCGCUACGCCCAGCUCUGCGAGGAGAAGAACAUGGCUGUGCUGAGGAGCAGGGACCUGCAGCUGGUGGUGGACCAGCUGAAGUGCAAAGUGACCAGCCUGGAAGAGGAGAGCAGCCUGCUGCGGAAACAGGCGUCUGUGCCACCCCAACGAGAGCCAGAGGAGAGGAGCCACCCUGACCCUGUGUCUGAGCUGUGGGCUGAGAACCAGAGGCUCACGGCAUCGCUGCAGGAGCUGCAGGGCAUGCUGAAGACGUCCGGCGAGGGCCCUGUGCCAGGCUCUGAACAGAUCCUGCUGGACAUCCUGGAGCACGACUGGAAGGAAGCCCAAGAUGACCGGCAGGAUCUUUGCCAGAAGCUCAACUCCCUACAGAACGAGCUGCAGUGGGCUGAAGAGCUAAGGGACAAGUACCUUCAGGAGGUGGAAGAUCUACAGCUGAAGUUCAGGACGCUGCAGAAGGACUGUGAUCUCUACAAGCAUCGUAUGAACACGGUGCUGCUGCAGCUGGAGGAGAUUGAGAAAGAACGGGACCAGGCCAUCCAGAGCCGUGAUGGGGUGCAGCUCCAGUACUCCCAGAGCCUGAUCGAGAAGGACCAGUACCGCAAGCGUGUGAGGGCCCUGGAGGAGGAGAGGGACGAGCUCCUGAGCAAGCUGAGCCAGGCAGAGGGGCUGAACAGCUCCCUGGAGGCACAGCUCCAGAGGGGCCAAGGCGCCCGCAGCCUGAGCAAGAUGUGCAGCUCUUCCUACUCCCUCUGCUCCAACCUCAGCAGCACCUGGAGCCUCAUAGACAACCCUCCUGGGCUUGUGGAUGCUCCGGGGAUUUCUGUUAUCCCGUUCCUGGGGGAUUCAGCUGUUCAGAGCAUGGAGGUAACUCCUGACAGUGAGAAGGAAAUCAACCGCCUCUCCACCUUCCCCUUCCCUCCCUGCAUCGGCUCCAUCCUCCGCCGGCAGCGGGAAGAGAGGUGCCUGCCCUACAAAAGCUUGUCCUGCGGCUCCUUUAGCAGCAUUGAAGAUGCAACAGGCAGUGGUUUUGCUAGCACCUCGCAUGGGACCUUCUCUUCUUCCAGCAGCAGCUACGCCAGGGUGAAGUCUGAGAUCUGCUUGUCCACGCUUCGCAGCCACCAGGAGGUCACCAGGAGGUCACUGGUGGUCCAGCUCAGCAGCAUGGGUCACCCCAGCAACCCCUCACACCACGAGAAGAGGCUUGGAGCAGACAUCUCCAUCAUUGGAGGGAACAGGACAGGGAUUUAUGUCCAGUGGGUCAAGCCAGGCUCACGGGUGGAGGACACAGGACUCAGGGAAGGGUGCCGGCUCAUCGAGCUGAGGGUGCCAUCCCUGAAGGAAGAGGUCCUUUCCCUGGAGAACUGCACUCGAGAGGUCGCCUACUUGAGCCUGCUGCAUUGGGAUGAACCCUCUGCUCUCAUCUUUCAGCUGGACCUGGAAGGUUACCAGCCUCUGCGGGAAGCCCUGGAAGAAGGGAAGAAGCUUUCUGGAGACUCGUUCUACGUACGUACCAACCUGUCCCUCCUGGAGUCUUCAGACCCUUACGCUCUGUGCGUCAAGUGCCGGGAGAUCCUCCACGUCAUGGACACCAUGCACAAGGGGCAGCUGGAGUGGUACUGCUCCCGAGUCGACCCCUUGACCAUGAGGGACCUGGACAAGGGCACGGUGCCCAACUACAGCAGGGCUCACCAGCUUUUGAAGAUCCAAGAGAAGGGCCAGAUGCCUGGGCAGCAGAGGGGCCACAGAAAUAACCUAAAGAAACGGGCCUUGGACCAGCUUCGCCUGGUGAAAUCCAAAUCACAGAGGAGCCUAGAACAGCCCCCUCAGCAGCUGUGGCUGGACCCCUGCUCUGACCCAGAGCUGCACCUGAAGCCUUACAGCCUAGUGCGCCCCAUGGUGGUGAAGGCACCUCGUCCCGUGGUGCUGUCCCCUCCCUGCAUUGCUCCACGACUCAUCAGGAACCUGCUGGACUUGCCCACCUCUCGCCUGGACUUCCAUGUGUGUCCAGCAGAGAAGCUGGCAGAAGGGGAUCCCAGUGCAACCCACCCUCAGGAGCACCCUGUGUCUAGAACUGGCCCCCAGGACCGGAGGGAGAGUGGGCGAAUCCGCAUGAUCCAGGAGACGAUGGAGAAGAAUAAACACUGCCUGCUGGAGCUGGGAGUUCAGAGCGUGAGGGAUCUCAUCAGAAGUGAGAUAUACCCCAUUGUUAUCCACAUUGAGGUCACUGAGAAGAAUGUUAGAGGACUCAGGAGCUUGCUGGGGGAGGCGGGCCGGCGGGACUCGGAGGUGCUGAAGGCGUGUCGUGGUGCCGAGCAGGCUCUCCACACCCUGCCCUGCUCCUGGGCACGUCUGGAACCCCACGCCUGGAGCCGCCCCGAGGAGCUGCCCAAGGUCCUUCGGGGAUGCAUCUUCCAGGAGCAGACCCGCCCCCUGUGGAUCGAGGAGGGCGACGACUGA